Molecule: messenger RNA, 1181 nt
Organism: Aspergillus japonicus CBS 114.51
Lineage: Eukaryota; Fungi; Ascomycota; Eurotiomycetes; Eurotiales; Aspergillaceae
Product: putative U1 snRNP complex component Yhc1
Exons: 5
Coding region: 227-856 (209 amino acids)
Biological process (GO): mRNA 5'-splice site recognition; mRNA splicing, via spliceosome; spliceosomal snRNP assembly
Cellular component (GO): U1 snRNP
Molecular function (GO): zinc ion binding; pre-mRNA 5'-splice site binding
Source: RefSeq, a predicted model, not a curated record
AAUCGCUAUCUCAAGAUCAAGAUGCCCAAAUUCUUCUGUAGGUCAUAUUCUACUCUUACACCAUUCUCGACCUACGCGAUUCCAGUGGUCUCGUGCCUGCGACAUCAAGAACUCCGUGCACAUCGCGAGAUCCCAUCCUAGUACCUUCCAGCCACGCCACAACUGAACUGACCGACAACUUUAUACAACAGGUGACUACUGCGAUGUCUACCUUACGCAUGACUCGAUGAGUGUGCGCAAGGCGCACAACUCUGGCCGCAACCAUUUGAGAAACGUUGUGGAGUACUACCAACAGAUCGGACAAGAAAAGGCUCAAUCCGUCAUUGACUCCAUCACAUCAUCAUACGCCGCCGAAGGCCAGGCUGUACCCAACCCUGCGAUGGUUCCUCCGGGCGCCUACCCCCCUCCCUUUGGAUUCCCCGGCCGCCCAGGUCAACUGCCUCCUCCUCCCUUCGGGAUGCCCGCACCUGGCGGAGCUCCCGGAGCCCCAGGCAUGCCUCCUCCCCCUGGAGCAAGAGGCCUUCCCUUCCCACCCCCGUUCCCCGGCGUCGGCGGCCCCGGUGCCCCUGGUGGUCUUCCGGCCCUACCCAAUAUGCCCCCCGGCGCCCAGGGAUUCCCUCCCAUCCCACCCCCCGGCGGAUUCCCCGCUGGAUUCCCCACGCCUCCUCCCGGUGCAGCAGGGUUCCCCGGCCUGCCUCCCCCGGGCCAGCUUCCGCCAGCCGGCUACAGUCCCAGCCCGACCCCCGGGAUCAAUGGCCCGCCCGGGUCCGAUGCAUAUGCCCAUGCUGCUCCACCCCCUGGCAUGGGUCCUUCGUCUCUGCCUGGCCCGCCUCCGGGGUUGGGUGAUAGACGAUGAGAACCCUCCCCUCGAGGAGCUUAAUGUCUUGAUUGUUUCUACACAUUGCAUUUGAUCUCAUAUCUUUUCCGCACCAAAACAUCUCAUGGACUCUGUCUGUCCCCACAUGUUCGAAAUUUACCUUUUAUACCUCCCUCCACCUUGAACGCUUGGUCUGUUGCUUAGACUGUACUGUGGUCAUGUUUCUCUUCCCUCUCUUUUCUCCAUUUCUUCAAAUCCUGGCGUGGUCUCUGAAUAUGAUAUUUGGGUUUUAUCUUAUCUGGUGUUAUCAUGUUUUUUUUUCCCUCUCUUUAAACGAAAGAAAGGAGGAGUGGAAACAGUUGAU